Salvia splendens (bonfire salvia) is the source of this 1715-nucleotide messenger RNA. Its product is annotated as WD and tetratricopeptide repeats protein 1-like. Gene Ontology annotation, cellular component: Cul4-RING E3 ubiquitin ligase complex; cytoplasm. Lineage: Eukaryota; Viridiplantae; Streptophyta; Magnoliopsida; Lamiales; Lamiaceae. Gene Ontology annotation, molecular function: protein binding. The transcript is spliced from 6 exons. Bases 181 to 1599 code for a protein of 472 amino acids. The record is from RefSeq and is a predicted model, not a curated record.
GUAACUGAUAAAGGGUAAAACAAAAGUAACCUAUACUCUCUCUCAAGCCCCUCUACUAUCUCCGUUCAGCCACCAGCGCCGCCGGCGACUCCGCCGUGGCACUACAAUUUCAUGGAUGGAGUUUGAAGCUCCACGCACACACACUUCGAAAAUCCUUGGAAUUGGAGGGUUUGGAGGUCGAUGACGACUAAGAAGAGUGCCACAACGAGCUUCGGCUCGCCUAUUUUGUCUGUAUGGAGACGUGAACUCGGCCAACUUUCUUCUCGAAACUUCGUUAGCCGUAUUGCUGCCUCCGAGGAUGUGGUGCUUCGUCUUGAUGUUCAGCGGAAACUGCUCCGGCACCGGGAUAACGUGACCUCUGUUUGUUUCAAUGAAUCUGGUGAUAUCCUCAUAUCGUGUUCCAGCGAUAUGAAGAUCAAACUGUGGGACUGGGAAUCCGGCCGAGUCAAACAUUCUUUCCAUUCGGGCUACAACCACAUGUACCAUGUUUUGAAAGCAAAGAUGAUGCCUUACUCAGAGGAUAGGAUCAUUGUUACAUGCGCUUACAAUGGCCAGGUGAAAUGCUCGGAGAUUCGUGAAAGUGGAGUGGAGACUAAACUGCUUUUUGAUGGGGAUAGGGCUGUACCGUACGGACUAGCCAUUGAACCUGGAAGCCCUCACAUUUUUUAUACAUGUAGUAUGGAUGGGGUUCAACAUUUUGACCUGAGAAUUCAAAGAUCUACUACACUUUUUAGUUGUGAGGCUGUUGCCAGCAAUUUAGCUUUUCGUCAUUCUGUAUCUCUAAAUGCAAUCACCAUUGAUCCAAGAAAUCCAAAUCUGGUUGCAACUGGAGGAGAUGAUCCAUUUGCUCGAGUUUAUGACAUUCGCAAAUAUAAACGCAAUGAAUCAUCUGAAUAUGGUCAGCCGGCUAACUUAUAUCGCCCCCGUCACAUAGUUAAUCAAAGAAAUUUCAUAACAGCGUUGGCAUAUUCUUGUCAGAGUGAGCUGCUUGCCUCUUACAGUAACGAAUCUAUGUACCUGUUCACCAAGGAUGUCGGAUUAGGAGCAAUUUCUUCUCAAGAUUCAUCAUCUAUAACAGAUGUUGAGGAUAACAUAAAAGCUUCUCCACAAUCCUAUCAAGGGAACUUGAACCGUCGCAUCCUGUACAGCAUGAAGGAGGUGGACUUUUUCGGACCUAAUUGUGAGUAUGUUGUGACUGGAACAGAUACUGGUAAAAUUUGCAUUUGGAAUAAGAAAGAUGGUAAGCUUAUAAGAGUUAUUAGAGCAGAAAAAGAUAAGGUAAGCAGUGUUCAGAGACAUCCUCAUGCUACAGUGUUAGCCAGUUGUGGAAGAGGUAUCAAAAUUUGGGUUCCAAAUGCCAUGGAGAAAGCCAUUCCACUAACAAAUGAGGACAGGGAUAGGAUCGUGAAUCGCACGCGUCAAAUAAUAAAGGAAAGAUGUUAUUCUGAUGACGACCCUGAGUACGAUGAUGGAUAUGAUAAAGACGAUGUAGAUGAUGAAGACGAUGACGAUGUAGAGGAUGUAGAUGAUGAAGAUGAUGAAGAUGAUGAAGAAGAUGUAUAUGAUGAAGACGAUGUAGAUGAUGAAGAUGAUAACUAGCACUGAUUAAUGAAAUCUGUAGUUCUUGUUGAUUUUUCUUUAAACACAAAUUUACAUAUUUGAUCUUGGAAAAUGAAUCUUUGAUGAGUAUGACCAGCAAUCUAUCAUUUCAAAAA